AUGACGGACCAGGAGCACGAGGAGGUGGUCAGGUGGCUGGCGAGGAUCUACGGCUGGCUCAAGAAGGGGAAGAAGCUGGCAAAGGGCAUGAGUCGCUUCACGGCCAGCUCUCCGUCGAGAAUCAGUCGCACCCCGUCCUUCCCCGACCUGCGGGACUUGAUCGAGCGGCUGGCUCGGAGGGCCGACGCCGUCACGCUAGCAGCACUACUCGGGGCGGCGCUGCUGCUCUACAUUAUCAGGAGGUCGGGCGCCGACGCCGACGAGGAGGAGGAGGAGGAGGGGAUCGUCCUCACCGCGCGCCUUCCGCCAUCGGCACGGCGGCGCCUGGUCCUCGUGACCCUGCCCUUGGUGCCCCGCGGACCCGGAGCACGGCGACCUCCGUGGGCGUGGAGCCUGCGCUUCGUCGGGCACGCUGCCGCAGCAGUACACCCACAGCGUCUCAUCUUCUCAGGGAGACAUGGCCGCACCGAGCAGCUCCGCUUCUUGGCAGGGAGCCAUGGCGUCCCCCAGCAUCGCUCCAUCUUCGCAGGGAGCCUUGGCCGCACCGCACCCAGCAGCGCCGCUUCUUGGCAGGGAGCCUUGGCCGCACCGCACCCAGCAGCGCCUAUGCUCACCUCCUCCUUCCCCCCACCGGCAACGCGGUAGCCUAGAGAAGCUGCGACGCGAGGAUACGCAUGAUCCAGGCGAUAGGAAGUUCAUAAUCUCACAAGUUUCGCCGCCUCCGACGCAACGGCAACGAAAAUGAAC
This is a messenger RNA of Triticum dicoccoides, 747 nucleotides long. RefSeq lists its product as uncharacterized. NCBI's taxonomy places the organism in Eukaryota, Viridiplantae, Streptophyta, Magnoliopsida, Poales, Poaceae. The record is from RefSeq and is a predicted model, not a curated record. The transcript is spliced from 3 exons. The coding region runs from base 1 to 645 and encodes 214 amino acids.